CAUUGAAUCCAGAAAUUCUGUUAGAUGGCGCCAGGACGAACUACUGGAACACAAAAUUGCACUACUUAAACCACUGAAGUCUGAACUGAAUACGUAUUAUAGUAAUUAAUCAAGUAUUGUUGAUGGAGUAUCAAGUAAAGUCAACAUUUUAAAAAUAAAAUAUUGUCUACUGUAUGUUUCUGCAUUUAGUGACUUGCGGCAGUUAUUUUAGAAGGUUGUAAAGUUAAAAUAAAUAUUGAAGAUGAAUGACAAGGAAAAUAUCAUUAAGGGUUUAUACAAUAAACUUGAAAAAUUAAAAUAUCCAGAAGUUGCCCAAAUUAAUUAUCAGGAAUUUGAAGGUACAAUCCUUAUAGGAAAUAAGAGGGUGGAAUUGUUACAUUGGCUUCUACAAGAGAAUCCAAAUUUUAAUUGUAAUUUAUUAAAUAAGUUUAAAGAGAUAUCUCUUGAAGACAAACUUUUAAAAUGUUAUUCUCAAAUGGGAUUCUGCAAUAGUGAAGAAAUUUUAUUGGGAAAGUGUGAAAUGGAUGAACAACUACAUUUCUUAUCAUUGAUCAGUCUGUUUAUAAAUAGGAUUUAUUCAACAAAAACUGAAUCAGUAAAAUGUGAUAAAGAAAAUGUGCACAAAGUAGUAGAAGUAGUUACUACGAAUGUCAGUUCUAGUACAAAUUGCAUUGGUGAAGAAAAAAGUAAUUGUAAAAGUGAAAAUACUUUUUCAGAAGGUUUAAAAUCAUUAGAACCAACAAUUGCCAUUGAUAAUGAACAAAACAAUGAUCUUGAAAAGAUGUGUUGUGAUAUAAAGUCCAUCCUUGAAAAAUUAAAGAAACAUGAGAAUAAUAUUUAUGAACAAAAGCUACUAGAAUUUUAUAAGUCUUAUGAAAAUAUUACAAGUCUUCCAUUUGAAAAUAAUCAUUUUAAUAAUUCUUUUGAUGAUAUCAAAACUGAUAUCGAACAAAUACAUACAAAAUUUUCAACAAUCAACAAGGUCUUAGUUAACCAAGUUGAAUUCAAUAAUAGACCAACAAUAGCAGCAAAUGAUGAAAAGAUAACAAAGCCCUUAAGUUUGGCAAUAAGUAAUAAUUUGGUUUCAGUUCAACAUGCUUAUAACACACUUAAAGAAAAUGAAAUAUAAAUUCAAUGUAUUAUGGAAUAGGAGAUGAUUUAAGAAACAUGUUUAGUUUUUUUUGUGCUUAUUUACUUUUUCAAUAAAAAUACAUAAAUUUAAGA
Messenger RNA from Phymastichus coffea, 1224 nucleotides. RefSeq lists its product as uncharacterized. The record is from RefSeq and is a predicted model, not a curated record. The coding region runs from base 242 to 1129 and encodes 295 amino acids. The transcript has 7 exons. NCBI's taxonomy places the organism in Eukaryota, Metazoa, Arthropoda, Insecta, Hymenoptera, Eulophidae.